UGCAGCAGUAGUACAAUGGCUGAUAAAAUGGGAACAUUUGCACCAAGAUGAAGCUACUUGGGAAGACUAUGAUAGGAUAGUUAAGCAGUUUCCAGAAAUAAAAGCUUGGGGACAAGCUUUGGAGAAAGGAGGGGGCAAUGUUACAAUUAAGCCUUCUUUAUUUGGGCCUAAGUAGAUUUGAUGGGCCACUUGUAUAUCCAUUUCUUUCUUUGUUGUUUGUUAUAGUCCAAUUACUAGUAACCGAAUGGUAGUUAGUCGGUUGAGGAUUGUAUAAAGGUUGGCUGUAUCAUCAGAACGGGGCAUUGCUGAGCUAAUAAACUUCUUCUUCCUUAUUCCUUCUUGCUGCUAUAUCCAUCUUUUUCUGUUUGUUAUGAAUGUAUUUCUCUCUUCUUGCUACGUUCAUAACAGCAGAUUACUAAAAAUGCUCAAGAAACUCACUCAGGCUACGAAGCGACGCCAAGUGCAGACUUUAAUAAUGCUAUACAAAUCAUCAACAAUACAGACCUUCUGCAGUCUUCGCCUCCGUGAUUCGCAUUACAUUCUGGACGAAGACGGCGGAUACCGGCCGGCUCUGUUCCGGACGGUUGACUAUGGCGCCUAUCAAAACCAAACAUCUGAUGACAAAAUUUUCAUGGAGGAUCGAAAGAUUCUCGCAGUUAGGUGCUGAAGAGCUACACUCCGUGACGUUUGUCGUGAAUGAGUACCAAUGGUAUAACCAACAAUUGAAAAUUAGUGAAAUAUGUUUUUCUAUUUAGAAAAUUGUGUGUAAUGAUAUGUUUCUAGACUCAUUAUUUUGGUCAUUUGUUUAUUGUUCUCGUCUUUUCUCCGCCAAAUCCGAGACCAGUCCUUCAAUCAUGUCAUCCUAGGUAAUAUCCAUGGCAGGAAAAAGGAAACGAUUCCUAAUGAAAGGAAGAGAUAAAUAGGAGUAGUUGUUGCCUAGUUCUAGCCCUCCCCUCCCUGAAUUACUUUAUACUUCUGGCUAUACAGCAGGUAGAUUAGGCUUGUGAUUGGUGGAAGGAUUAAUGCAUGACCAAAUUUUGUAAAUGAAUGAUUAUUAUUAUCGAAUCUGACUAAAUUAAAAUUUUGGGAUUAAAUUUAGUAGUACCACAAUCGUGUGGGGGAUUUUCUAAUACUACCGCAGUUUUUCCUUUCAAAAAAAUACCACCACAUUUUUUUACACUUCCGAAAAAUCCACCCAUCUUCUUUAGGGACUGCAUGCUUUUAAUCAAGAUCACAGGUAACACCUUUAAUUCUGCAGGAAGUUGGUUCUUUAUCCGAAAGGAGAAGGUAGAGAUUAUCUAUCUAUGUAUCUUGUUGUUGCUAAUCCAUCUAGCUUGCCCAAUGGCUGGAGCAUACCAACAAAAUUCAAUCUUGCUCUUAUUAACCAGAUAGACAGCAACGAAACCAUAAAGCAAGAGGAGGAAUAUACGCUCAACGCUCAAGAAAUUGGUUUUGGCUCCCCCGAAUUUAUCCGACUUGCUGAAUUUCAUGAUAGUGCUGCAGGUUAUCUAGUGAACGAUACAUGUUUGAUUGAAGCUGAAGUAUAUGUGAAUGACGACUCUCUGGCGUCCACAGAUAAGGCUUGGAAUUCAUCUGUUACCAUUGAUCCUGUGGAGUCUGUGUAUGUCCAUGCUAAUUCGUUUCUCCGGUCAUUACCCAAAAAACCAUCCACCUUGGUACCUAUUGCUACACCUGAAGUGCCCAAAGCCAAUCCAACUUUUGCUAAAGACAUCUUUGACAAACUCAUAUCAUACCCUUUGGAUGCUUUAGCUGAUCCCAAGCAUGAAAGUGCGUUGGUAGAGUCGUUGUCAGUGCUUACCAGUAACCUUUCUUUUUUUAGCGAUGUACAAGCUAAAGAAAUUAUGAAGUUGAAAGCUACUAUUCCUCACAUAAUGCAAGAGUGGAGAGACUCCAUUCAAGUCAAGGAGAGUAGUUUGCAGCUUUGGAUAACUUUUGAGAAGACCGAUAUUUUGCUCCAAGAUUUAGUGGAAAUGGAGGACAGAAUAAACUAUAAAGACUAAUCUUGAAGAGCUAAAUACCAAAGAAAAGGAAAUGGAAGCUCAGCUGGAGAUAAUUAAAAGCCAAAGUCAACGACGGAAGUUGGAAAAAGAAGAACUAUCAAAGCAGACGAAGAAAGUUCACUCUCUUGCAAAGGAACAGGCUAUGAAAAUUGAAAGCAGAGAGUUAGAGGUAGACUAUGCUGAUAAAAAGAUGAAGGGCUUGAAGUCAAGGUGGGAUGCAAUGACACGUCACUUUGUGUGAGAAGUAAUGGGGAUGUCUACAAUAGCGUUUGUUUGAGAAAUGCCAUUGUAGACACUGCACACGGAGUAGUAAACAAUCACAAUGUUAGAGAAUUGGAGGUCAUUUAGUUGUGCUUCUUUUAAGGUCAUUUGAUUUGGUCUAGUCUGAUAUGUAUCUAUUUAAUAUGCAUUUUACUGUCAUCUCAUCUAGUGUGAUCUAGAAGACAAAUCAAUCCAAUUAAGAACACAUUCCCUUGUUUGUCCCAUGAACAUUUCAUAUAAUUAGCUUGUGAGUUAUCAUAUAUAUUGCAGAUUAUUAACCAUGAUUGAUUUUGUAGGCACACGAGAUGCCACCACAUCGACUAGCCUCAUUGAAUCUCCAUUCGAUCAUGCUCCUUUUGUGAGCUUGAUAGAUGAUGGAAUGGUGACUGCGGUUGUUGAUAAGCCUUCACUAAGAAAUGAUGUAGGAGGGCAACCGACAGAACACUUAAUCAAGGAACAGGGCACACACAAAUUUGUCGAAGUGAACUAUCUUUAAAGUGUAAUCAACACUAAUAUUGUCAUAAUAAAUCAUUUUACCGUGACGAAUUUAAGUUUUGUUACUAUUGCAUCACUCUUCCGAUGUGACAAACACGAAUAUUGUCACAAUAAAUCAUGUUACUGUGACGAAUUUAAGUCUUGUAACUAUUGC
This is a messenger RNA of Cuscuta epithymum, 2931 nucleotides long. The record is from the annotation of a GenBank genome assembly. NCBI's taxonomy places the organism in Eukaryota, Viridiplantae, Streptophyta, Magnoliopsida, Solanales, Convolvulaceae.